AUGAUGCUAACCGAUGUUAAAACUUUUAAGUAUUGUCCGGGUGGAAAAAUAUUCUACAAAUUGAGCUACGAUGAUGAAUAUUACGUUGUCGUUCAAACACAAAUAAUUCAAGAUUUACGAGAACUGACUUCAGUAUUAUCUAAAGAAGUGAAGGAUUUUUACUCAAGCUUACCGUAUCAAUCCGAAGACAAGUAUCAAGGAAAUAAGAAGGCUAAGCAAGAAACAGAAUCAGAUGAAUUGGAAAACAACCAAGAAAUAGCUAUGUUAAAAGAAACUAUUUCAAAAAGGAGAGUUACAAACCUAAAAUCUACUACAAAAUAUAAAAAUAAAGGAAAUGAGAAUGCUAAGCAAAAAAACAGAAUCAAAUGA
Psylliodes chrysocephalus is the source of this 369-nucleotide messenger RNA. The record is from the annotation of a GenBank genome assembly. Lineage: Eukaryota; Metazoa; Arthropoda; Insecta; Coleoptera; Chrysomelidae.